Saccostrea echinata is the source of this 1112-nucleotide messenger RNA. Its product is annotated as ubiquinone biosynthesis O-methyltransferase, mitochondrial-like. Gene Ontology annotation, biological process: ubiquinone biosynthetic process. NCBI's taxonomy places the organism in Eukaryota, Metazoa, Mollusca, Bivalvia, Ostreida, Ostreidae. Gene Ontology annotation, molecular function: 2-methoxy-6-polyprenyl-1,4-benzoquinol methyltransferase activity. The transcript has 5 exons. The coding region runs from base 39 to 941 and encodes 300 amino acids. The record is from RefSeq and is a predicted model, not a curated record.
AUUUAGGGUGCCAUUUUUAUUUCCGGUAACUUUCAAUCAUGUUUUGCAAGAGAUGUCUAGGACAGUUUAUGUCAAUAUCAAGACAUUGCGGUCAUAACAAAAGAUGGACCCAUGCACGUCCUAUCGCCCAAACCACAAUAGAUGAAGAGGAGCACGAAAAAUUUAAAAAACUGUCACAUACCUGGUGGAAUGAGGUUGGAGAAUUCCAGGCUCUUCAUGCCCUCAAUGCACUGAGAGUUCCGUGGAUAAGAGACUCUUUAGUAGAAAAACAAGACCAGCCACCUCCAUUACACACAAAACCUUUAAUUGGUCAACAAAUUUUAGAUGCUGGGAGUGGUGGUGGCAUUUUAUCAGAGGCACUGGCAAGACUUGGGGCAAAUGUGAUUGGCGUUGACAUGGUGGAGGAUAACAUUAAAGUGGCUCAAGCCCAUUUAGAGGAUGAUCCAGCUAUUUGUGGGACAGUUAAAUACAUCCAAGCAACUGUGGAGGAUUUAGUCGGAACAAACGAGGAGGCAUUUGAUGCAGUUGUGGCUUCAGAGGUGGUAGAACACGUAUCAAAUAUUGACACCUUUCUAACAUCAUGCUGUAAAAUCAUAAAGCCUGGAGGAUCCAUUUUCUUGACUACAAUUAAUAAAACAGCCAUCUCCUAUAUGGCAGGAGUAUUAGCAGCUGAGUAUUUGUUACGUUUAGUUCCAAUAGGCACCCAUGACUGGGAAAAGUUCAUCUCACCUGAAGACUUACAGUUUCUGUUGGAUAAGAGUGGAUUUUCCACGACCUUGAUCCAUGGAAUGAUGUACAACCCACUGACCCGGAGGUGGAACUGGAUCAGCCAGACAGGUAUAAAUUACGGACUUCACGCUGUCAAGUUACAUUCACACGACAAACUGGUGUCUGAGACUAGUCCCGAAAAUUCAGCAGAAACAAUAGAAAAGAGUGCUUAGAAUGGACCUGGAAUUUACUUUUGUCAAAAUACUUUAAAGCCUGUAUGUACAAUCUCUAAGGUGCAUCUUUUGAUUCCGUUAUAGUGGACUUGUACAUUUUCAAGGAAGGAAAAUGUUUACUUUGUAGGAUAUAAAGUAAUGCAUAUUUAUGUUGGAAUAAUUAACACAUCU